Molecule: messenger RNA, 605 nt
Organism: Dermochelys coriacea (leatherback sea turtle)
Lineage: Eukaryota; Metazoa; Chordata; Testudines; Dermochelyidae
Gene: RPS27A
Product: ribosomal protein S27a
Exons: 6
Coding region: 99-569 (156 amino acids)
Biological process (GO): protein ubiquitination; modification-dependent protein catabolic process; translation
Cellular component (GO): ribosome; cytoplasm; nucleus
Molecular function (GO): ubiquitin protein ligase binding; protein tag activity; structural constituent of ribosome
Source: RefSeq, a predicted model, not a curated record
CCCUCCUCUCCCUAGGCUAGAAACCCCGUGCGGGCCGAGCUGGGCUCUCUUUCCGGCGUCCGCCAUUCCGCGAGCGGGUCGGUGGUGCCGGCCGCGCCAUGCAGAUCUUCGUGAAGACCCUGACCGGGAAAACCAUCACCCUCGAGGUUGAGCCUUCUGAUACUAUAGAAAAUGUGAAGGCCAAGAUCCAGGAUAAGGAAGGAAUUCCUCCUGAUCAACAACGACUUAUUUUUGCUGGCAAGCAGUUGGAAGAUGGACGCACGCUGUCUGACUACAAUAUUCAAAAGGAAUCAACUCUUCACCUUGUGCUGAGACUUCGUGGUGGUGCUAAGAAGAGAAAGAAGAAGUCUUACACUACCCCCAAGAAGAACAAGCAUAAGAGAAAGAAGGUUAAGCUUGCUGUACUUAAAUAUUACAAGGUGGAUGAGAAUGGUAAAAUCAGUCGCCUGCGCCGAGAGUGCCCCUCUGAGGAAUGUGGGGCUGGAGUCUUCAUGGCCAGUCACUUUGACAGACAUUACUGUGGCAAGUGCUGCCUGACAUACUGCUUCAACAAACCAGAAGACAAGUAAAUGUAUCUGUGUUAAUAAAGAAAACCCUCAGAUUUU